AUGGAGAGCUCCAUUCGGGAAGAAGAGAGCCAGUGCGGAGCGCUUGCCCAGGAGCAACGCCGGGUCUACGUGGGAACUGUCGAGGGCCGGGUCAUCAUCUUCAGCACCGAGAACGAUUUCUCAGUGCUUCGGUGGGUCCACCUCGAGGACGCCAGCCCGGUCACCUGCAUCGACGUGGCUCCUUGGGCCGAAGGUGUUGAAGUACCAGAUGGGGAAGAGCCGGGGCUCAUGGCGGUGGGCACGCAGGAGGGCGUUGCUCACAUCUACAGCCUCGCCAACCUUCGCUUGGCGGGCACCGUGAACAUCCCGAGAGCACUGCCAGAAGGUGAAAUGCAGCCUGGAUCUGGCCUUCGGCACAUGAGGAUGAUCCAGAUUGCGGCAGAUCCACUUCUUCCUGUGACGCUGCUGACCAUCGACAGCCAGUCCAGGCUUCGACUUUGGGGUCUCAAGGUCCAUGUCCAAUCGGGCCGCCUACAGCAGUUGAAACUCCUGCUUGAUGCCGGUCAGCUGCGAGAGAGCGCUUGCAUCCCUGCCGAGUGGUACAAUCGCCUCAAGCAGAAGCGCGACCAUGAGGCGAAGCUGCGGAAGAAGAAGCGUGAAGAGGAGAUGAAGGCUGCCAAGGCCAGAGCCGGAAAGGAUGAGACGGCAGAGCAGAACCCCGAGGCAGAGGCCCAAGAAAUGGAGGGCCAGAAUCUGGAUGAAGGCUCCCAAGGGGAGGGAGAAAACCUGGCUGCAGAAGCGCGUUGGACCAGCACCGAGUCUGUACGCAUCACAGCAUUUGCAGCCCUUCCGAGGGGUCCUGUGCAGCUGCCGAUCGACUGCCUGGACAACCAGCCCUUCGAAGGACCGACCACGUCGGCGACGGCUGUGGCUCAGGAGAAGAGCACGCCCUUCUUCCAAGCCAAGGCCGACAAGGCAGCUGAGAAGGAGCCGCCCUCGUCACUCUUCAUCACCCAGCCUCCAGGUGCAGCUCGCAUCCUCGGUAAGGCCGACGAGGAGGCUCCGGCAGAGGAGUUCUCCGGCAGUGACUCCGAUGGCGAUGCUGAUGAGAUUGUCACCCAGCGUUUCGCCGAAAUGCCAAGGCUGCCGUCUUCGGCACCCAAUGCGCUCAUGCUGGGUGACUCUGCCGCGGCAGAAUCUCUUCGAGCAGCAAAAGAAGCCGUAGCCGAGGAGCUGGGUGGCUCUAUUGGCGAUGGUGACUCACUGGUUUUCAUCGCUGAUUCCGGCGGCUGGCUGUGGUGUCUGGACAUCGCCGCCUCCCUUGCUGCUGCGUCCUCCCCGCCCGUGGCCGUGGCCUUGGAUGUCGCCAUGGUCGCGAAGGCACACGAGGAGAUGAUGAAAGAUCGUGGCGAAAAGCGGAACAAGAGGCCCAGGGGCACCACCGUGGAUCCCCGGAUCCAGGCCCAGGUGGCGAACAGCCCCGCCGCAACCGGCUUGCUCACAGGUCUCACUCAGAAGGAUGCCCGUGACGAGAUUGGGAUCCUUGUGGGCCUGCCGCCCAAGCAAAGACCGGAGGCCAUUCAGGUUGUGGGAGCUUGGCCUGCGCACGGCCAGGGCAUCUCCUCGCUGGUGAUCAGCGGCAGCCCGCCGGCCCUGGUCUCUGUGGAUUCGGCCAAAGAGGUCAAGGUUUGGUCGACGACCGGCGACAUCUGGGGCCACUUCUCCAUGCGGAAAGUCGACUCAAGACCUUUGCCCACUGCUGUCUGGCCGCCGCCCCAUGUCCUCGCCGUUCAGAUGUCGCUGAUCCGAAUCGCGAAGGGCCUCUGCCGACGCAUGGGCUUCUCUGUCUCCCAUGCAGAAGAGCUCCUGGCAGCGCAACAGCAGAGGGCGACGCCAAAGCGCUCGGCACAGCGGAGCCUCAAUGCCACCGAGCGGAGAGCACAGAUCGCUGCACGACGGGCCGCGAAGCAGCGCCAGGCCGCCGCAAAGGCCGCAGAGAUCGAAGCGGAGGUUUCCUUGGUCUCUCCGACAGGUGAGGACAACGGGUCUUCUGCACAGGACUCCGUGGAUGCAGGCAUCGAGGAGGAGCUUACCGUGUUAGCAACUGGAGGCCAAGCCCCUCAGCGGAAUGUGGAAGAGGUGAUGCCGCCGCCAGUGCCCGAAGGCGGCGCCUCAAAGCAAGAGAUUCAACAGCUUGGGGCAAUGGGCAACUAUUGCGAUUGCUGUGGCGUGAGGGCCAAGGGGCCGGAAGGUUUGCCACAGUAUGGCAGCGGAGGUACAGCCGAGUAUGGCUUCGCUGUAGCCAAGCAUGAUAGAGCUAAAAUGGAAGACGCGGUUGCAGUUCACAGCGAUGUUGCGGGACACACGUGCGUUGCUGUCUUCGACGGCCACGGUGGGGACAAGGCUGCCAAGCUCGCCCAGGAGCUUCUCCCAAAGCAGCUGGAUCAACAUCUGCGGCUUGCGAGCGACAAGAAGAAAGCUAUUGACGAUGCCUUCCAAGCAGUAGAGUCUUGUAUGAAACAAGAACUGGCUGACGAGGCCAGUUUGUCACCGUCGGGCACGUCCUCCGGGACAGUGGCAUGUGUAGCUCUUCUCCAAGAGAAGGAGCUUUUGUUUGUGAACCUCGGCGACUGCCGAGCGGUGAUCUGCGACGGUGCCAAGGUCGCAACCAAGACAGUGGAUCACUCACCUGAAAAAAACUCGGGAGAGAAGUACCGCCUGCAGCAGCUCGGAGUCUCGAUCGAUGGAGGCUAUGUGGAUGGUAAGGUCCAAGUCUCCCGGGCAUUCGGGGAUAUCGAGUGCAAGACUGGGGCCAAGAUCAGCGGGCUGAUUUGCAAGCCGGAGGUCACAGUGGUGGCGGUGAAAGAGAGCACAGAGUUUGUGGUGCUCGCCACGGAUGGCAUAUGGGAUGCGCUUCAAGAACAGACAGUCCUAACAACCGCUCGAAAGGUGCUGCGCGAAAGUCGGUCUUCAGAAGCUGCCGCGCAGGCAGUGUUGGAAUCUGCAGCAAAGGUUUCCAAAGCAGACAAUGAGGCAUCGGCAAAUCAACAUUUGAAGACCUUUGAAGAAAAGACAUGCGAUGCGGAAGCGGCGGAAGCGCCUGAGGAAGGUGCUGUGGAGGCUCCCGAAGCGGGCCCCGAUGCCAGGCCGGAAGAGGAGGAGGAUGAGGAGGAAGCGGACGUUACCCAGGUGAGAAGCGAUGCCGUCGGUCAAGGCACGCAACCGGGCGAGAGGAGAAGCCGCAGGGCAUUCACGCAACAGCAGAUGCGCGAGAUGAUCCGCAACCAUGCGUUUUCCUCUGGGUUCCAGAGCUACAAGCAGUUUGCCGCCCGACCGGUUCCGCAAGAUGACGACGAGAUGAGGCCUCGCCGUAACUCAAAGGAGCGGAACGAGCCGGUGCGCAAGCGGCAAGAGUUCUUCGGACGUAAGCCGGCCGUCUUCGGGGUGGAGCUUCUUACCGAUGCUGAGAAGGAGGCAUGGGAGGCUGGCGUAAAAGGUCUCGGCCAACGCUCUGCCUCGGAGGGUGCCCUCUUGCGCUACGCGCAGAAUCGUGUGGAGGACAUGACGCGAUCUGUGAAGAAGUCGCUGGGCGUGGACGUCACCCAAACCACGCGACGAAGGGGGGACAAGGGGAAAGGCGGCAACAACUGGAAGGUCCGACACACGACUUCCAAGGCGGCAUGGAAUUCAGAAGAAGGUGGGGAAACAACCGUCGUAUUGACACGUCUUCCGAAGACUCUGAAUGCAGAGAUUCUACUGGAUUUACUGGAUGAACUCUUCCCCUGCGCAUAUGACUACUUCUAUUUGCCCAUGGACAUGGACAAAUUCGAGAACCAGGGCUUAGCUUACAUUAAUUUUCGAGACCAUGAGACAGCUGUGCAAUGCCAGAACCACUUCGAGGGCACCGACGACUGGCAAGGACACACUUGCGAGCGCCCUUGCAAACCGGAGUGGUCCUCCAUCCAGGGCUAUGCUGCAAACAUUGAGCGGCAACAGAGAUCAGAUUGGGUCAGCGGCAACAUCCCCGAGGACUGCAAGCCUAUGGCCUUUGAUGAAAACGGAAUGCGUCUUCCAACUUUGGACAUUUUUCCUGCAGCCGAUACUGGAAAGGAUAGCAGGUCUUGGAGGACUGUGAGCUACAACAACAAAGAGGAGGGCAGCAAGUGGUGGAAGGACCAGUGGUAUGGUGGCAGUUCAUCUUCUGAACAAUAUGAUGGAAAGAACGGGAAAUCGCACGGAUGGUACGACACACGGCUUCCCUUUACAGACUUUCUGUGUGGCGUGUAG
Symbiodinium sp. CCMP2456 is the source of this 4227-nucleotide messenger RNA. NCBI's taxonomy places the organism in Eukaryota, Dinophyceae, Suessiales, Symbiodiniaceae. The record is from the annotation of a GenBank genome assembly.